AUGAAUGCCCCUAGAAGACCUAACUUUCGAGGAAGAUUUUUUAGAGGGAAACGAUUUGCUUCAAAAAGUAAAGUACAAAAUGAUCCAGGUUGCAAACGAAAGCCAUUUCAGCCUAAACAUCCUCUCCCAUGCAAUGCUGAUCCCUCAGAGAAUGGAUAUUCUCAACUAACUGAUUCUUUAGGAGUUGAUUCCAUUAAUAGCGGGUUCCUUAAUCAAAAAGCACUACCACUCGCUCCAUUUGACAAGAACUGUCCAUAUCCUGGUUGGUUGUUGUAUUUCCCGACUAAGAUGUUCGAUAAGUCGUCAAAAGCUGCAGUAUAUUCGAAGAUGAUGAUUGAUUUCAUCAGUGAUUUAAUACAAAAAUCUGGAUAUAAUCUUUUACCUACUUCCAAUACUAUUGAUACUGUAACAAAUCUUGUCGGGAAUAGUAUGGAUUGGAUGAAAAUUGAAGCACAAGGCUCUGUACUCAUUGACUAUUCAACACUUAUUCAUGCUAAAUUAUUGCAAGAUAAAGUUGAUAUGAAUAAGUGUUUUGGUGAUUUUGUGUCAGGUGGGAUAGAAUGCGCUGAACACUGUGAAAUUAUAUUGCGUUCUCUUGGUUUAGCGUUGCAUUCUUUGUGUUAUAGAACAGCGUAUAAACAAGAUUCUGUACCAGAUAUUUUCAAAGUUAAUACUGAAUCCACUGGAGUAAACCAACGUCUACCUGCUUAUAUUGCUGCUCGUAUUGUAAACCAUUCACCGAUUACUCCAUUGAGAAAGUUACGUGCUCAUCAUUUAGGACAAUUUAUAUCCGUCAAAGGUAUUGUUGUACGCCUUGGCCCUGUUGAACCAGUUUGUCAUCGUUUAGUCUUUGAAUGCUGUCGAUGUGAAGCUAAACAAGUUUUAGUAUUACCACAAAAUGGCAGUUAUACUGUGCCGAGCAAGUGUCCGACAAAAGAUUGUCGAUCAAGAAGCUUUGAACCAUUGCUGAAUCAUCCAGACACGUUAACAAUCGAUACUCAGAUUAUUACAAUUCAAGAGGCGUCUGAUAAUCAUGAAAUUCGUGAUGGAAAUCGUCAUGAGGCUAGUUCAAGUACUACAUCGAUUGGUCGAAGUUCACGGUGUUUAGCGUGUAGACUAGAACGUGAUUUAAUUGAUUCAUGCAUUCCAGGGGAUGUAUUACAUUUAAGUGGUUUGAUUGGUCUCAUCAGUACUGAUGGUUUAGGUGCAUCAUCUUCAUCAUCCAGUGCGUACACAUCAUCUUGGUCAAGUCGUCGCGGUGCUACAAUGUUCAGUUUAAUAUUAAAUGUAAAUAGUUUAAUUUGUUUAAGCGGUGGCGGAGGUGGUUGUGGAAGAAAUGGUGUAUCCCGUAGUGGCAGUACAUCAACUACAGACGAUAAUCAGAGAUUACUUGUCUUAUUAUCGAGUGAAGCUGAGCAUCCUGAUAGCCAAAUGACAAAUGAUGUUGAUAUGCCUAAAGUUAUAUCCAGUUUAGAUAGUGAGUUCUCUGUGAAAGAUUUAUAUGCAAUCCGUGAAAUCAGUGAACAACCAAAUCUAUUCCGUCUAUUAGUCUGUUCAUUAUGCCCUAGUAUAUGUGGUCGUGGUAUGAUCAAAGCUGGAUUAUUCCGACAGAAUCGUCGUUCAACUGAUGAUGAUGAUGCCACUACUACUCUUUCUUGUAAAAUUGAUCAUAAAAGAAGUAAGGCGAAUCCACCAGAAACUGAUCUUUCAUUCAAUACAGAUCAUGAAGAUGGUUCUAUAUCAUAUCGACUAGGGUUUACUUGUAAUGAUGAUCAAGACGAUGAUGAACAUGGUGGUGGCAACCAAUUGAAUCACUCAUCAUCUAUCGAAGAUGAAGUUGGCUGUGAUGGGGUAUUACACCGAGAGGAUAGUUGUAUUAUGAACCAAUCAGAUCCAGAUAUUCCUUUGUCGAAUUACACAGAAUUGAACCAUGAGUCAAAUGUAGUUCGCCGAUCUGCUUCACAUGUACUAAUUGUCGGGGAUCCUGGUUUGGGUAAAAGUCAACUACUUCGUGCUGCUGCAAGUUUAGCGCCAAGAGUUCUAUAUGUGUGUGGAAAUACUGCAACAGCUGCUGGUUUAACUGUCAGUACAAUACGCGAAGGUAAUAAUAGUGGUGGCGGAUUUGGUCUGGAAGCUGGUGCAUUAGUUUUAGCUGACCAGGGUUGUUGUUGUAUUGAUGAAUUCGAUAAAUUGACAUGUGAUCCAGCUGUUCUUCUCGAAGCUAUGGAACAACAGUCAGUUAGUGUUGCUCGUGGUGGUUUAGUGGCCAAUUUACCAGCUCGUGCAGCUGUUCUAGCAGCAGCCAAUCCUGUUAACGGUCAUUAUGAUAUUACGCGACGGUUGGAUGAGAAUCUGCGCAUACCUCCAGCUUUAUUAUCCAGAUUUGAUUUAAUCUUUGUAUUAUUGGAUCAUCCAGACGAAGCUGCUGAUCGUUUACUAUCAGAACAUGUAACAGCAGUACAUACCGGGAAUUGGAAACCAUCUAGUUUUAUGUGUUCACAGACAAAUCGACAGAUCAAAGAUGUAUUCAGUAAUAAUAGUAAUGAUAUUUUGAAUGAUUGUGUACAAGAAUUCGAUCCGAGUAUACCAUUAGCUCAGAGAUUAGAAUUACUUGUUGGCGAAAAAAUCGACUAUAUACCUCCAGUACUACUACGCAAAUAUAUUAUGUAUUCUAGAAAAUAUGUUUUGCCAUGUCUUUCAACUGAAGCCGCUAUAACUUUACGGGAUUUCUACUUAGAACUACGUAAGCAUCGUCAUAGUCGUGAUACAUUCCCUGUAACAUUACGACAACUGGAGUCACUGAUUCGUUUAGCACAAGCCAGAGCCAGAGCUGAACUACGUGAAGAAGCAACCAAACAGGAUGCUUUAGAUGUUUGUGAAUUGAUGAGAUCUACCGGUUUAGGCAGUGGAUUUGUAACUGGUACACCAGCUAAUUCAUCGUCGACUGGUCCAGGCGCUGCCAAACGUUUAUUAGCUGCACUUGAGAUCGCUUCAAAACGUACAAGCAGUCGAUUAUUUACAAUGCCAGAAAUAAAUACCAUUGCCAAUGAUAUUCGUAUAGCUGCUAAUUGUGUAAUGACAUUAUUAGAUCGUUUAAAUGAAUCUGGAGCAAUUAUCAAACGUGGCGCCAAUCUAUAUAAACUUGUAUAA
Messenger RNA from Heterobilharzia americana, 3150 nucleotides. The record is from the annotation of a GenBank genome assembly. Lineage: Eukaryota; Metazoa; Platyhelminthes; Trematoda; Strigeidida; Schistosomatidae.